UCUUUCUGGAGGGAAAUAAACAAUGAAUAAAUGUAUACUCAUUCCACAGCUCACUAGAAGCAUGCAACACAAGUUAUACUGGUAGACCCAUAAAUUUUCACCGCUGUUUCUCUCUUUAACCCUCCCCAAUCCUCAUCCUUCCUCCCUCCCAGAUAAAUUCUCUGUAAUAUAUAUAAGGAGGCUGCUCUGUAUAUAAUGGUUAAAUUUCUCUUUCAUUGAGAAAAGACCGGAUGUACUAUUUCUAGUUAUGAAGAUAACAUAGCAGAAGGGGAGCAGAGAAGGUCGUGCAGGUUUUGUCUUUUUGAUUCAGCUCCAAUUUUCCAGCUUUCGUGACUUAAGCUUAUAUUCAAAUCCAACCAUUUGUGUCUGUUUUUGAUUUUCUGUUAAUUAGAUUCAAUUUGGGGUUUCUGUUUGGGGAAAGAUGAAUACCAGAAGCAGGACCAACCUGCAACCUAUGAAGGCCUCUAUGAAGCUUGAAAAAGAAAACAUGGAACAACAAAGUAAUAAGAGAAUAAUGCACUCGGAGAAAACGCCUAUAAACCGGAGAAAAGCAAUCAGAGAGCGAAAGAUAGAAUUGUUACAAGAUGUAGAUAAGCUGAAAAAGAAACUGAGGCAUGAAGAAAAUGUUCACAGAGCUCUUGAGAGGGCGUUUACGAGACCUCUGGGAGCUCUCCCUCGUCUACCUUCUUAUCUUCCAUCCUCUACACUCGAGCUAUUAGCCGAAGUAGCUGUUUUGGAAGAAGAAGUUGUACGGCUUGAAGAACAAGUUGUACAUUUCAGGAAAGGGCUGUACAAUGAAGCAGUUUAUAUUUCAUCAUCUACAAGGAAUGUGGAGAAUCCAGCUGAGCAAUGUGACUCAUUCAUAACUCCCAAACCCAAGCAAACCAAGCUCUCACCACUAAGCGAUGAUUGUAUAGUGAAAGAAGAUCAACCAUGCAUUGCUACCAAACAAAGCCCGAAAUCACCAAAUGUAAAAAUUCAAAGUGUGAGGACAUCGAGAAAGAGAUUUCCACCUAUUGAUAACAGGCAAGUAGAAAAGGGGUCAGAUCCUCAAAAGUUACCACCGCAACAGAGUAAAAUAGAUGACAAGACUUCAGGAGAUGAUAGCCCAAACAAGAUAUCUGAGAGUAUUUUAAAAUGCUUACUGAGCAUUUUCUUCCGGAUGAGCUCAAAAAAGACAAGGAGUUCAAUGGACAUAAUAUCUUCACUUUCAACAAUGACUACAAUUUCUGAUGUUUCAAUGACUACACGGUUUACAGACCCAUAUGGUAUCCGUUUAAAGUUCGGAAAACGUGAUAUCGGCCCAUAUAAGCAUUUAUUCGCAGUCGAGGCUCCUUCUUUCAAUCCAAACCGGUCAACUCUUUCUGUAUUUUUAGUUCGCAGAUUGAAACUUCUGUUUGACAAGCUUGAGUCAGUACAACUCAAAAGUCUCACGCACCAGGAGAAGCUUGCCUUCUGGAUAAAUAUCUAUAAUUCAUGCAUGAUGAAUGCUUUUCUAGAAAAUGGAAUGCCGGAUAGUCCUGAAAUGGUGGUAGAAUUGAUGCAAAAGGCAACGAUCAAUGUUGGGGGCCAUUUGCUUAAUGCUAUAACCAUUGAGCAUUUCAUUUUGAGAUUGCCUUAUCACUCAAAAUUUACCUUUGACAAGAGUCUGAAAAACGGCGAGAUGAUAGCACGCAGUAUGUUUGGACUGGAGUUCUCUGAACCUCUUGUAACCUUUGCCCUCUCUUGUGGAAGUUGGUCAUCACCUGCUGUGAGAGUAUAUACCGCUCCCGGAAUUGAAACAGAGCUAGAAGUUGCAAAAAGAGAGUAUUUGCAGGCAGCGGUCGGGAUUUCAAGAUCAAAGAAGUUGGUCGCCAUUCCAAAGAUGUUAGAUUGGUAUCUUUUAGAUUUUGCCAAGGAUUUGGAGUCAUUGCUUGAUUGGAUAUGCCUUCAAUUACCAAGUGAACUUAGAAAAGAAGCACUGGGCUGCCUUGAGAGAGGACACAAUGAGCCAUUGUCCCAGUUUCUCCAUAUUAUACCAUAUGAGUUUAGAUUCAGGUAUCUUUUGUGCAUCUAAGUUUUGGUUUUUGAUUUUUUUUCAAUUUAUUAGUUUAUUAACAAUCUCCUCCAUAGCUGAGUGGUUUGAGUAACAGGUUGAAAUAGAGAGCACUACAUAUGUAUAGAGUUUGAAAGUGUACAUUGUGAUAAUAAGGUUUUGGCUAGAAUAAGAUUUUCCUUCCCAACUACAAGGUUGGUAUGCUUUUGCAUUAUUAUAAAUCUAGUAAUAAUAAAUAAUAACUUUGUUGGCGUGGUUUUAUUGGUUUUGCUAAAGAUUAUUGUAUCGGGAUUUUGUCCCAUACUUGAUCAAAGUGAGUGUGAAGUUGUUAAGGGUUGUGACUUGUUUGGUAAACGCUAUUUUGUUGAGUUAGAAAUGUGAAAAUGUGGUUAAGAUUAAUUUAAGUGUAAAACUUCUUGCUACGAUUAUUUGGUUAUUGUGUUUGUGAAGAUUAAGGCUAUCCUCAAUCGUUGUACUCCGUUUAUGUUACGUUGCAUUCUAUGGAAUUGGCCCAGAAACAGCAAAAGGCCUACAUACAGUAAAAAGGAUGAGAAAAGCUGGUGGCACAGAAAUGUUUAAUUGUACAUUAUUUUUUCGAAGUACACAUAUAUUAUUACGUUAUUACUCCGUAUAAUUGUAAUUGUAAUAGUAAUACGGAGUAUAUGACAGCAAAGCAGGAUUGAAUAGUGAUGGUACUAAGUACUUACCUAA
Cuscuta epithymum is the source of this 2746-nucleotide messenger RNA. Lineage: Eukaryota; Viridiplantae; Streptophyta; Magnoliopsida; Solanales; Convolvulaceae. The record is from the annotation of a GenBank genome assembly.